GGAAAAUUGAUCUUCCGAGAAUCGUUAAAGGAUAAAUUUUCUGAGAACACAAAUAAUUGCUUCACUUAGAUGAGUCACCUUUGACGCUUAAUGUAAAAAUCCACGAAGCUCAUUGGAGAUUAACGCUCGAGCAAUCGGGCAACCUCGCUCUUGGCUCUCCUCGUCGCGAUUGGUCAGCUUUCAAUUCGAAAUGUCAUCCAAUACAGGCCUGAGGAUCCAAGAGUCCCGGAAUCGUCGUGUCGACGCAUUGAAAAGGAACAUUGCGGCCGGCCAUCUUGGUUCAUUCCGCACGGUCGUCGACAUAGUCGGGCAGUGGCCGUCGGCGGAUCGCGAUGCGGCAGGACGAAUUGCGAAGCGUCGAUCGAUAGGCGGUGCGGAUCGAGAUCAGCGAGAUCGCCAAUUCGCCGACGAUGGUGAGGGCGAUCGUGCAUUAACAACAGCACAGGUGUGACGAACUUGGUCAUCGCGUCGCGCGGCCGUCACACCGUGAGAACGCGACGCGAAUCGUAAACUGCCGAAGCCGCGCCGAACGUCACCGAGCACGGCCGAACGGUGCCGAGCGUGUCCGAGCGCGGCGAAAGUCUGCGGCUCGCCCGACCGAGGGAUGCUUGCGCGCACAUGGUGACAUCGUCUUCCGGGUCAGUCCGAAAGUAAUUCUGAUGUGAAAGGAAGUGCGCCGCGGCGGACGAGCUCGUACUUGUCAGACGACACCGAUUAGCUUGGCUUUCUCGUGAAAGCCCCGGCGAGUUCGUUAAAACGGCGCUUCCGUGGGUAGCUCAUGGGGUGUAAUGGCGAUUGGGAAGGUGUUUUGUUUAAUGAUGCUGUGGGACUGAUUGCUGCAAUGAAGUGCGUUAAAUGUAUACAAAUGACAAUGGGCUGAAACGUCUGAAUAAUCAGCAUCUAUACAUAACUGUCACAUACUUUUUUUCAGUCACAGCUCUUGCUAGACAUGGCAACGGUAGAAGAGAAGAAACGAGUGGGUGGCUCCAAGGUGUCAGCGAUAGCGAACAUUUUCCAGUCCAAGCCGCAACUUGAUCUGAGCCACAGAACGAAUAAUAUCCUAUCGGACGGUUUUAAGGAACCUACUGUUCCGCUGAAGGAGUCUCCGACGCAGGUGACGGUAGUCAGGACGGAAAGCCAUGUGGCGCGCUUCAACAAUGCGCGUGCUCUCUUCGAGAAGCUUGGCGAAGAGAACAAGCCGAACCGACCCGUGGAACGAGUCACGAAGCCGAACAACUUGCACGGUCUCCGAUCUCGCUCUAGCUCGGCGAACUCGGGUUCCGGCUGCACCUCUCCCGCGAGAUCACCACGUCCGCGCUCGCCGUCCCCGCCGGGCAGUCGCGAGCACCUCAGUACGUGGAGCGCCAGCGUGCCGGCCCUGAACGCGGAACGGCACUUCGAGAACGGCCACUGCAACAUGCCGGACCAGCGACGUGCCGCGGUGCAGGCUGGCUUAGUGGGCGGCGGCAAGGUCGAGCGAAUGUUGGGCAAGGAGAACGACCGUCCGGAACGACCGGAGAAACCGGAGCGCCGGCCGAAUUCGAAGGAGCUAAUCGAGAAGCAGCGCAACUGGACCAGCCACUUCUCCAAGACCAGACCGAGCCGCUACAACUCCGACCCGAAUCGCUCGCUGGUGCAGACGUCUCUCAACUCGCAGAACGCGAGCCCACAGCAUCAGUCGUCCGUCGACGCAUUGUGCCAAGGCUCGACCAGCGCGGUCAAUGACACCGUCAGCCCGGCCAGGUCGGCGAGUUUCUGCUCCGCCCGGUCUCCCCCGCCGCCUCUGCCACCUGUCAGGAAUUCGUCGGCGGCUGGCAGGAGAGAGCGACCGGCCAGCAUCGCCGCCCUCAGCCCGUCGGACCUACCGGAGAGCCCUGAGUACGCGACGAUCGAGAAGUUUGACGACGUCUCGCCGACGAUCCCGGAAUACGCCGUCGUGCAGAAGCCGAAGAAGCCGCAGGAGGAUCCGAAGGAGUGCCAAGACGACGGCUCCGACAAGAUUCAGGACGCCGGUAUGCCGGAGUACGCUGUGGUGCAGAAGGGCACUUCCAAGUCGAGCCCGAAAGACGCUUCCAAGACCACCGCCACGCAGAACUUGAAGAACUCGAUAGCGGCGGAAGUGCUGGCCUCAAGGUCGUCCGAGAGCCCGAAGGAUGCUCCGAAGGUGUCCCCAACGACUGCGGAAGCAACCCCGACGUGCAAGAAUGCGAAGGCAGCGGAUAUUCCCAAGGAGAAGGCAACCGUGGAGGAAACGACCAAGACCACAGUCCCCAGGUCGACGGAGGCAAAGGAAGUCGUGGACUGCUCGAAGGAGAUCUCGAGGAGUCCAGUGGCCACGACGGAGGUUGUCGCAGGGACCAAAAUUACGGUCACGAAGGAAUACAACGACCUCCCGGAACAGACGAAAACGUCGUUGGUGCUCCAAUGCGAGCUUUCUAGUCCGAUUCGUAGCAGCACUUCGGUGGACAGUGCUCAGCUGACGAGGCGGGAGAGCGACCUGUUGGAAGCACCGGAGUACCUGAACUGCCCUCCGAGUCCGAUUCACUCGCCGGCGAAAACGUCUGAGUGGCGGAACGAGUGGCUGGCGAAGAACGACGAGAUCCUGAAGAGGGCAGUGGACAUGAGGGACCUGAAGUCCUCAUCGAGGGAGGCGCUGGAAGCGGAAAUGGCGCGCGGCGAGGUAGUAACGAGACCGGAUCCCAGACCGGACUGGGCCAGGCCUAGCGCGAAUGCGAAGAGGAAAGAGACGACGAGCGACGACAAGAGGACUGAGCUGACACGCUCACCAGAAUCCGAACUAGGCUUGCCCUCCUCCGCAGGCACCGACAGCGCCUCGUCCAGCAUGAGCUCGCCUAGUUCGCCCUCCAAAGAUAGCAAGGAGGAGAAGGCGGAGAAGGAGAUGUCGGAGAAGCAUCAGACAGGUCGCAACAGCUAUGAUUUGGAGACGGAGGAUCAAGAGAAGCCAGCUACGUACCAGAGCUGCACGUCCGAGAUGGAGAGUCUCUCGGAGAAGGAUCAGUUCAAGUUCAACGAGUCGGAUACAACCACGGUCAUUCGGCGUUCUCAUGUGCGCCUCGAUCUUCAGGCUGCCGGUCUGGGCCCACGUCCGCCCUCCGUCAUCAGUUCCGACCAGGAAUACCCUCCACUGGAGCACAAGGACAUCCCCGUGCCGUCGCCGUAUGCGAAAAGAGCGCAGAGUGAAGAAGCUGUCCCGUCGAACAAUGCCGAAUGCAAUGCUCAGAUAAAAUUGCCGAGCACGGAGCCGGCAAAGAAUCACAGCAGCAACCCUGUGGUGGAGACGAUAAACUCCGUACCUACGGAGGCGGUGUCGGAAGCGAAACCCACCGGCGACGGGGUGUGCCAGAAGACGGUGUCGAAUGCGAAGAACGACCAGAUCAAGAUCAGCGUUAGGGAGAAGAUCGCGAAGAACCGGGAGGAGGUGUCCGGCAAGCGUUCCAGCUUUGCCGAGGCGGAGAGCAAGAUGGACGAGAGGACGAGUCACGGCGUGACGAAACGUGACGACCAAGAGGCGGCGGCUGGUUUAGGGCUCAUCGCGAAGGAGAACACGGACGAGGAGAAGUACGCGACGGAGGUGUCCAAGUCUGAGGUCAGCGGCAGCAGGAAGGAGUGCAUUGCCGCGGUGAACAGUGUGCUAAUGAGCAAGAAAGCAGCAGUAGCUCCUCAGGAACACGUCGAGCAGACCACGUGGGAGCAGGAGAAGCAGAAGGCCGAACUAGCGAAGCUCAGGCUGUCGGAGAACUACAACCAGCCGUCAUCCCCGCUGCCGGCGGCCAAUGCGCUCACGCAGAGGCACUCCGGUAGGAGAUCCAACGACUACUCCGCUUCGGAAAACAGUCUGAUCGAGGACAGUGAUUCGAGCGACACGAAGACCGUUGUUAAUUCGACGGAGUGCGCGCCGACGGAGGCGCUGAGUAAUUCCGUUCCCCCGGAGACCCCCUCGAAGGCCGGCGUCAAUCAUAUUACUCCUGUGACACCGGACACCAUGACUCCGGACGAGGCUGAGAAUCUGUUGAGCUCUCGCAUUCUGGAGAAGAAGAUCAGACAAGGUUCGGCGCUGCUAUCGGACGAAGAAGCGCAGGAGAUAGCGAGGCUGUUGUCUCCCACCGGUGCAGAUGAUGCAGUAGGUGACGGGAUUUCUAAUGACAAGGAUAAGGAAGGACAGGACAGGGAUAGAGACGACCAGGACAACACGCCCGACUGGCUGUCCGAUGUCCUGUCUGCUCCUGAUUCCAGUCUUAUCAAUAGCGCCACUCACGAUUAUAGUCUAACUCAUAGAUCCCGCAGUGACCUGACAAUAGACUCGUUGACGGAGAGUCAAGUGGGAUCAGUAACAGGGAGCGAGAGCGGAUUGCUAGGUUCAGUAAGCAGCUUGAACGAUACCCACGAGACUAAUGACGACACCGAAACCGAGCAUCAAGACGAUUACAUUCCGACUCCGGGAAAAAUUGUUCUCGUGGAGAAUGGCGUGCAUUAUUUCGAAGACGGCCACUUUUGGAUGGAAGUUGCGGGGAUCCCGGAGUCUGACGACGACGACGAGGAUUACCCGUCCACCGUGCCUGUCAAGAAAACGUCCAAGGUAUCUUUCGACACCGGCCCUAUGCGCGUUUACUCCACGCACUCCGUAAACGAAUACGACCGCCGCAACGAAGACGUAGAUCCUGUGGCAGCGAGCGCAGAGUACGAGUUGGAAAAACGUGUCGAGAAGAUGGAGGUCUUCCCCGUGGAGUUAAUGAAAGGACCUGAGGGAUUGGGCCUUAGCAUAAUCGGGAUGGGCGUUGGCGCAGACGCAGGCUUGGAGAAGCUAGGCAUCUUCGUGAAGACCAUCACUGAGAAGGGUGCGGCAGCGCGUGAAGGUCGUAUCCAGGUGAAUGACCAGAUCGUCGAGGUGGACGGCAAGAGCUUAGUCGGCGUGACGCAAGCGUACGCCGCCAGCGUGUUGAGGAACACUUCCGGACUGGUGCGAUUCGUCAUCGGCAGAGAGAAGGACCCCAAGAACUCGGAAGUGGCGAUGCUGAUCAAGCAGAGUCUUCAGGCGGACCGGGAACGGGAGCAGGCGAACGCCGCUAAGAAACUGAACUUCUCCGAUGCCUCCCCCGACGGCCAACGAGGGAGCGAGGAUAUCUCGAUCGGCAGCGGGAUGAGCGGGAUCCCGGGUUCACCGGUCCUGUCCUCUUGCUCGGAGGGAGAGCCACCCCACAGUCCCAUUGAAAACUACCUGUCACCUUCUAGUCGCAGCCGAUCUCCGAUACUAAGCUCGUCCCUGCCCCAGCACUCUACCACUACGCAGAACGACGUCGACAGUUUGAGAUUGCUCCUGCAGGAGAGUCAGUAUAAACUUGCAAUAGCGGACGAGGAAGUUGAAAAUCUCAAAGCGAAGCUGGUUGAAUUGGAAAACAGCGGAGCGGGCAGCGAAGAGUAUGCAGCCAAAUUACGGGAGUCGGGCUUACGUCUUCACGAGUCGGAAAGAGCUUUGGGUACCGCUCGCCAAGAUUUGUCGGCAACCAGGGAAAUGUUGUCCCAGGCGACGGGGCAAAACGCCGCUCUGCAGCAGAAGUAUGCCAGGGCCAGGAGGGCUGCCAGAGAGCUACGGGCGGAUAUCGCGGCCAGGGACGAGUUCUAUCAGCAAUUGUUGCAGGAGAAGGAUACGGAGUACAAUGCAUUGGUGAAAAGUCUUAAGGACAGAGUAAUCACAUUGGAGGUGGAGCUGACGGAGACUCAGAGGCGGUUUGGUUUGCCUGUACGGUUGCCCUACGACAACACCACUGCCAGGAUAGUGACGCCGCAGCUCUCCCGCAGACAACUACCACCGCCACCUUCGUCGACCAGCUGUCAACUCUCCGACACGGAGACCUCUGAUCUCAGUAGCCCGGACGACGGUGACAAGACCGCAACGGUGGAGAGGAAACUGCCUCUGCCGUUACCGGUGAAAGAGGAACUGGAUCGUGCGGUGCCGGCCCAUCGUCUGCUGGACAAUUCUGCAGGCAAGAGUAAGGCGGAGCUUGCUAGCAGGGGCGGCUUGGCCAAUCGUCAGCUACCCAAGCGAUCCGGAGGUCUCAGCAACAGCAGUUCGGAUUACGGAUUGGACGAGUCGGGCGACAACACAGAUGACGAUUCCUCUUCGAAGCUUACUUCGCAGGAUAACAGCAGCAGGUCGCCCAACGACUUAACGUCUAAGCAGUCCAACCUGAGUUCCUACUCUAGCACUUCAUCCAUCAGCUCGCUCAAGGGGAAGCACAUGGACCCCAUACAUCCCACGGCGAUUCGACAGCACAGCACCAUCAGCUCGCAAGUCAGAGCGAUGACCGAGCAGAGCUGGCCCCAAUCACAAAAGACUUUAACCGGACCUCCCGCGUCAUUGGCGGAACAGCUGAAGCAGGUUUUAGCCGAGAGAGAGAAGCGACUUGGAGGAAAUGACUCCUCGAGAGAGAGCUCCGGCGAUUUCAGUGAUCUCAAUAAUCCCCAUAACAAUGAUCCGACCAUGGUCACGCAUCAUCUCGUAGAGGAGAUACGACAAGCUGUUAACGAGGCUAAUCAAAGAGCUAAACUUGUGCUUUCAGUGAAGAAAGUAUCGAUCCCUCCGUCAAAUUUAAUCGGCAGUGGAGGAGCCCCCUGGCACCAUCCAGGAAGUUCUCCUUCGAGCCUGUCCUCCGGCGGUUCCGUGAGUCCUCCAGCCGUUGAUCCUAGUCCUUCGAAAGCUGGUAGCAUUGCAGAUUCGAGCGCAGUUUGGUUGCCCGCUCAACUGAGCGACUUUGGUUUAGGUGACAAGAAGUCCCACUUCUGGCAGAACGCGCCGGUCACGGAUUGGUCCAAAGAGCAAGUCUGCCAAUGGCUGACAGGAAUCGGUUUGGAACGCUAUUCCCCACAAUUUUUAGACAGUGGCAUCAACGGGAGCAACUUACUGCGCUUGGAAUCAAGGGAGCUAAAGGCCCUCGGGAUUUACGGUGAAGCUAAGGCCCAUCUGAAGCGCAAGCUGAAAGAGUUAAGGGCCCAGGCUGAUCGCGAGCGCAAAGAGCGCAAAGAAAUCGAACGUAUGCGACGAAAAGCAGAAAAAGCUGCGCGGAAGAAAUAGCUUGCGAAUAAGGUGGACGCGUUUGGUAUUAACUAGAUAUUCAGUAAAAUAUUACGAAUCCUGUGGGCGCGAGGUAUAUAUAGGGUGUCUCAAAGGAGGUGAAUGACAAAAGUGGGAAAUCCACUGGAAUUUAUUAAGAGGUGAACAUCUGUUGGGGAAAAAAGUUGGAUAACUAAUUUCCCGCGGAAAAUUACAGAUCAAUAUGAAUUGAAUUUAUAUAUUGAUUUGUAAAAAAAAUUAAAAGUUCAGACACAUCAUGACAAAUUCUUUUAUUAUUGAUUAAGAUCGGUAUCUAUAAUACCAUGAAGAAAUACGACGAAAUGAAUUUUUUUACUUAGAAUAUUCUUCGGAAGAGUUUCUUUUUCGAGAUAUUCCUGGGAAUGUGGAGACAAAAUUUCUUAGAAAUUUUUGCUUGCAAAAUCUGGAGGCAGAAAUUAUUUUCCUUGGGAUAUACACUGGAGAAAUGUUUUACUUGAAAACUUUCCUCGGGAAAUUUGCAAAAUAGUUGUAGUUAUCUUCUGGAAUAGAUAACUACAGGAUAUAAUAAAUGUGUCACUAAAAUUAAAUAAUAGAAAUAAUUCUGUCAUUUUUAUCUAUCUCGUACAGUGAAAUAGCGAACUUUAGAAUUAAGCGAUUAAAAUUAAGAAUUUUUUAUGAAUGUGGAAUUAGAAAUGACGCCGUCCAUUUUGUACAGGGUGUCACCUAAAAAGCUGCAUGUAUUUAAAAAAAAAACGAGUGCCAUAUUCAUCAAGACAAUGAAAGGGUUUUAUGUAUUUGUUGAGACUUAACCCUUUGUAUAUUGUACUUUUUUGACAUGUAUAGUCGUUUUCCCCGUUUAUUGUCUUCUAAAAGAAUUGAUUUUUCAUAAUGCUUCACACGUUGAUUUCGAAUAAUUCCUUUAAUAAUAAUUGGAAUCGUAAUUAUGUCAAAUAAUUCCUAGAUAGUAAUAUUAAGUAAUAGUAAGUUAUUGAUUGCAAACUGUAUUAAUUUAGGAUAAAAAUAAUUUAUAUCCAAUUAUUAUUACAUGAAUUAUUUACCAUAACUUAUAGUUUAGUAAUGAUGAUCACACAUAUAGUAGUAACUUUUAAUAUACAAUGAUUUAAUCUAAGUUAUUACUAGGAACUAGUUUCAAUUAAUUUUAAUUAAAAGGAUUAUUACACAUCUUAGAAAUUAAUUGUUAACUUCUGAUAAUCCUUUUAAUUUAAAUUGGUUUCAAUAAAAGCAGGAAUAUUUCAUUACAUUUUAUUUAUCACUGAUUUUUACGAUCUCCUAGUAAUAACCAAGAUCAUAAUUACUCGAGGUAAUUUGUAUAAUGGCUGAAGUUAUCAUUAUUAUUCAUUACAAUUUUUAAUUUCAGUUGCCUCUUUGAGACACCUAGUAUAUUCUGGCGUUUUCUUCGCGAUUUUUCAUUUCUGUUCAAAUAUAAUUCGUUUCCUUAAACGAGGACCAUGUGUUGCGCCUCAGCAUUUAUUUGUUAUCGCCAUAUUUACUAAACUUUCGCUAUUAAGUAUUUUUUCUCUCAGUUAUUAGUACUAUUUAAAUGCGAACGUGUGUGCGCGUGUGUGUGCGUGUGAAUGUGUGUAAAAACCCGAGCAAUUUAGUUAAAUUACUGCGUUCUAGCCGUGCGCGCUUAACUCUAAAUGCGACCGCCCUCGAUCUAUGUUUUAAUGAACGCUUUAACACAAACGUUCUCUUAUGAGAGAAAUAAAGUUGCGAGUCGCUUUCAGCAUUAAUCGCGUCGCCUAGAGCGCGGAAAAUGUGUAAUAAAACAUCACGUCAUUUAAGAACACGCUCUUUUAUAUUACUAUACAUACAUGUUAUAUAUAUAUAUAUAAAUAUAUAUAUACAUAUGUAGCCAUGUAAGCAUUGUUCCCGUAUUUAUUUUUACGAUCAUGUUUAACGACGCUUUUUUCACGACUAAAGAUAUCGAUCUUUCAGAAGUAGUCGUUCGAACGUAAUCGUCUUCUUCAAUUUUAUAUAAAUGCGUCGUCAACGAAUUAUUAAUUAACUAUUGAUUACUUAUUAAAGGGACGCAUUCCUGAUCAAUAUUGGAUUUUUAUGCCCCCGAUAAAUCUUCAAGGGUUGAAGUUUUUUACAAUUAUCGCACGCCCUUCUUAAUAUUCUAUGAUUAUGAGACCGUUUCUUGUUGAUAAUUGCGGUAUAUUUUAUAUCUUUUUCUCGAUAUAUCAUGAUCGCAAUAUUAACAGCCUUCUUUGUAAGAGAUGUUUUUGUCGCGAUUAAUCACUACGAGAUGCAAACACUCUGAGAAGAGCGGAUCACGAUUGAUCAGGGACGCUUUGUACGCAUCACCGACUUUUCGCUGUCACUUACUUUGUAACUAAGUGAUGAAGACACGUCUUUCUAAUUUAUAAUUUAUUUUGUUCCCCAAAUUUGCUCAAGGCAAUCCUCGUCGCAUUAAGACAAAUGUCAUCGGCAAAUUUAUAUUAUUAUUAUUAUCCUUCGCUCGAUUAUAUUUUACCACAGAAUGUCGCGAAUGCUCGCGAAAAAAAAGAGGCUCGAGGACGAUUACCCUCGUUCUAAUCGCGCGCCGUCUAUGAGUAGAGUCGUUGUAAAUUCUGGGACACAUGGUGUCGAACAUUCCACACGUGAAUCGCGAAAGUCGCUGACAAACACUUAGAACAAAAUCGAAUGGCCGAGAACUACUCAGGCGCGGAGAGAAAUCCUCCGUAAGCGUAGUGAGAGGCCGUUUAGAUGGAUGUUCUAUUGACGCAGAGCCUCGUUAGAGGAAGGAAGAAAGAAAGAGAGAGAGAGAGAGA
Dinoponera quadriceps is the source of this 9867-nucleotide messenger RNA. RefSeq lists its product as uncharacterized. Gene Ontology annotation, cellular component: actin cytoskeleton; postsynaptic density; dendrite. The record is from RefSeq and is a predicted model, not a curated record. Gene Ontology annotation, biological process: neuron projection development; actin filament organization; calcium-mediated signaling. Bases 950 to 7090 code for a protein of 2046 amino acids. The transcript is spliced from 19 exons. Lineage: Eukaryota; Metazoa; Arthropoda; Insecta; Hymenoptera; Formicidae. Gene Ontology annotation, molecular function: actin filament binding.